Acaulospora morrowiae is the source of this 1483-nucleotide messenger RNA. The record is from the annotation of a GenBank genome assembly. NCBI's taxonomy places the organism in Eukaryota, Fungi, Glomeromycota, Glomeromycetes, Diversisporales, Acaulosporaceae.
GUUACGCGAGUGUCUUCUCGGUCUUGUUCAAUCCUUUGAAUUGUCGGUUUUGGAUGGUAACAAUACACUUCGGUUCGAACCCGAAAUAUUUGUGACAAUAAUUGCUGAAUGCUCUAAUUUUGCUUCAAAUGCAAAUAUGGUGCCUUUAUUGAAAAACUUCCCAUUAAUGAAAGUUCUAUUACAAGGUGUCUUGAUGGAUAAUCAAAAUGUAUGUGAUAUUAUGUCCAAUAUAGAAUUAGAGGUCAAGAAUUUUCUGCAAGAAGUCACGAAAUUCCGACAACAGCUUCGUAAGGAAUAUUCACCAGAAUAUGUGAUGGAUAUGGGAACAAAGACUGAUGACGAUUCAGAGUCUACUCCCAAAUUCGAUGAAAAAAAUAUGUGGAAAUUGGGUUUGAGCGGUGCUAAUGUCGCCUUUAGUCUUAAUGUGGGGCUGUUCGCUGAAAGAUUAUUUUCCAACAAUGGACUUUCCUCUAAUGACGGUUUUCCUUCAUUGAUUGUCAUCACAGAUGGUGUUGUCAAAUCAAAUCUUGCGCACAUGUUGGCAGGUGAUGACAUAAUCCAAAAAUUAUGUAAGGAGGGCAUAAGAUGCAAUAUAAUACAAGUUGGCUCUCGUAGGGGAUUAUUUGAUCCUGGUGUUGAUUUUGGAUUGCUACCCGACAAUGAAAUAUUACAAUUUGUUGCCACUGCAACUUCCGGAGUUUUUAUUUUAUCGGAGGAUCGCAGUGAUUUAUCCAGUGCAAAUACACCAAACGAAUCGCGUCAAAUCAAUUUCUUUAAGAAAAUUUUGUUUAUAGAAACAACAUUCUCGAAAAAAAAUCGUUCACGGGAUCGAAACAACCCUGUGCAUAAUGUCAACACUUUUAAUUUUCCAUGGGAUCCGAGAAGUCAGCCGCCUUCCUUUAAACCGAUGACAACACAUUAUAAAGAUUAUUCUUUAAAUCUUGUUGACGUCCCACAGUUAAUAUUUUCUCGAAUACGCCAUGGAUUUAGUAUUGACAGUAUUUCAUUUUUGUCUGGAAAUGGUAAUAAUAAUAACAAGGUAGAUAAAAUUUCUAUUACAAUGUCAAGGCUUUGGUCUCCUAAUGUUUCAAUUCAGUAUAAAAUAAAGGCCAAUUGGCAGGGAGAGCGCAAUGGAAUACUAAAGUUGAAAUCAAAUAGAAUUGAGAUAAAUUUGUUGGCCGAGGCCUUGUCGGCUGCAUACCUUCUCAACUUUCAGACUGGUCGACCAAAUGAUCAGAGUCAUCCGCUCUAUUGGAGAUUUGUGAGUUUGUACAAUUUCCUGAAGACCAUUUGCAUUUCCGAUGAAUAUCUCAAGCAGCAUGUUUAUCAUCGGAUACUCAAAGAAAACCAUAGAUUACACUAUAGACAUGUUACGGGUAAUGUUGUGCCAAUGUCACUUAAUCGAUUUGAAAUGUUGAAGCAGUUGUGGAAAGUGAAAGAAGAACAUUCCAUCAGUUUUUGGUGUGACGAUAUCAGAUUCAAU